GAUAGAACACUUAGAUUCUGAAGAUCUGGCCAAGUUUCCUGAAGUCGUAUUUGGGUACUUUUCUCCUGGCAUGGUUGUCAUCAGCACACCAAACUCUGAAUUCAAUCCCCUGUUUCCAGCAUCAACCUUUAGAGAUCCAGAUCACAGAUUUGAGUGGGACAGAACGCAAUUUCAGACGUGGGCUUUGGAUGUGGCAAAACUGUACAAUUACUCCGUAGAGUUCACUGGUGUGGGGGAUCCGCCAGUAGGAGCUGAGCAUGUUGGAUACUGUACCCAGAUAGGGGUCUUCCAGAAAAGCAUAGCAAAGGCGACUGAAUGCAGCAUUUCCGAGCCAGAGGAACACGUUCCAGAGGAACACGUUUAUGAAGUUGUUUACACCACCUCAUACCCGAGUUUACAGCAAAGCAAAUACUUCCGGCUUACUCUGAGUAGUGAGUCAGUCAAAGCAGUCGGCUUAAUGAAAAGCAGGUUUCUCCGGGGUCCGAGGAAAAGAGAGGGCAAUCGAGUGGUACCACUUGGCAGUUGUACCCCACAGUUUGGACUAACAGAAGCUCAAAGGGCCAAAAUAGAGCAGUCCCCCAAACCUUACAGUGUGGGAGAGAAGUUCUAUGUACCCCUGGAAAGACUCAUUAUUUAUCCGAAGGUGAACCACUUGGUGGCCGGUAAUAUGGAGAAGCUGAGAACAGUACUUGCUGAGGGACUUCGACUGAACGGAGAUCAAAGUGCAGUGCAGGUGGAGUUGGUUGAUUACCAAACACAACGCCUCUUUGAUGAACAUUUAAUCAGCCCUGUGCUGGAGUCGUAAGUUUGGGCAACUUGGUUUUGAAUUUCUCUAACCUUGUUUUUCAUAUGCUUUUUGCAGGGGUGGAGAGGGUGCAAAAUGCGCUUGUUCAUGUUUCUGUUAGACCCAGUUGGAUGUGACUUUAAACAUUCUUAAAGCAAAUUGGAUUGUCAAAUAAAACCUUUU
Molecule: messenger RNA, 967 nt
Organism: Leptonychotes weddellii (Weddell seal)
Lineage: Eukaryota; Metazoa; Chordata; Mammalia; Carnivora; Phocidae
Source: RefSeq, a predicted model, not a curated record